This is a messenger RNA of Emericellopsis cladophorae, 288 nucleotides long. RefSeq lists its product as uncharacterized. NCBI's taxonomy places the organism in Eukaryota, Fungi, Ascomycota, Sordariomycetes, Hypocreales, Bionectriaceae. The transcript is spliced from 3 exons. The coding region runs from base 1 to 288 and encodes 95 amino acids. The record is from RefSeq and is a predicted model, not a curated record.
AUGUUCUACUCGCGUGUUCAGACCAUCCUCAGCCGCCGCCGCAGCGGCAGCAAAGACAGCCAAAAACCCACCCUCGAGAUCUCGGCCCCCUUCAACUUUCAACGCGAGCCAGUCAGUCUCCCUGGCAUCUCCCACGACGAACUGGUCAUGCUCCGAGAGAAGGCGGCCGCGAGCUGUAUUGGGGUUGCUGAAAUGAUGCCCCCGAGGAGCCCUUCAACGCUGUCACUUGCCAAACCCGGCAUGGCGAGGAUCCCGAGCACCACCUCCACUUCAACUGUGAAUUAUUGA